This is a messenger RNA of Trichosporon asahii var. asahii CBS 2479, 324 nucleotides long. RefSeq lists its product as uncharacterized. The transcript has 3 exons. The coding region runs from base 1 to 324 and encodes 107 amino acids. Lineage: Eukaryota; Fungi; Basidiomycota; Tremellomycetes; Trichosporonales; Trichosporonaceae. The record is from RefSeq and is a predicted model, not a curated record.
AUGGGCCGCCUCUCCGUCGCCGACAUUAUCCACCGCACGAUCGUGUUCGGCGCUAUCGGUUUCGGCGUGUACGGCUCGGUCGUCAUUGGCCAGAACUACAUCGUCAAGAAGCGCAGAAAGGAGGAGUACGAGGCGCAGCAGAAGGCGUGGCUUGUGAGCCGCGAAGUUAACGAGCUCGCUGCUACCUCGGCCUUGUCCCAGGCGGCAUGGCGGAAGGAAACUAAAGUCGCCGCAAGUUCUGCGACGCUCUCCUCUUCUGGGGCUACGGAUGCGCAGACUUGGCCGCUCGGCCGGCGCAGCGGCGUAGCCGAAGAUAUCAGCUAG